This is a messenger RNA of Paramuricea clavata, 408 nucleotides long. The record is from the annotation of a GenBank genome assembly. NCBI's taxonomy places the organism in Eukaryota, Metazoa, Cnidaria, Anthozoa, Malacalcyonacea, Plexauridae.
AUGCGUAAUCGUUCUUGUGUGACACAACUCCUGCCUGUUCUCCACUCUAUUGGUAAAUCUCUCGACCGGAACACUCAAACUGAUAUGCUUUAUUUUGAUUUCGCUAAGGCGUUUGAUUCUGUAGACCACGCCAUUCUUAUCCAGAAACUUAAAUGGUAUGGCGUAACGGGUCAACUCCUUAACUGGUUUAAGGACUAUCUCAACCAUAGAUAUCAGAGAGUUGUGAUAGACGGUGUUGCCUCUCAGUACCUACAAGUCACCUCUGGUGUGCCCCAAGGAAGCCUUGUUGGACCUCUGCUGUUUGUCAUCUUUAUUAAUGACUUACCUGACUCUAUCCAGGAACAGACGAGUUCAGCUCUCUAUGCAGAUGCACAAAAUUAUACCGCUCUAUUUCGUCCCAAAGUGACU